This is a messenger RNA of Penicillium canariense, 3300 nucleotides long. RefSeq lists its product as uncharacterized. Lineage: Eukaryota; Fungi; Ascomycota; Eurotiomycetes; Eurotiales; Aspergillaceae. The record is from RefSeq and is a predicted model, not a curated record. Bases 1 to 3300 code for a protein of 1099 amino acids. Gene Ontology annotation, biological process: protein localization to prospore membrane; ascospore-type prospore membrane formation. Gene Ontology annotation, cellular component: prospore membrane. The transcript has 3 exons.
AUGACCACCCCGGACCCUCACAACGGGUCGGCGCGCUUGGAAGCUCCCCAUGUCUUGCAGGAUAGGCAGUACCAGGGCCUGCCGCUGGGGUCCCAUACGGAACAGAAGCUGCGUCAUGCCUCCGCUCAUCAUCUACAUAUGACCAGUCGGCGCUUCUUUAUUGGACCGAUCCCAGAGGGCUGGAUUCAUGGCCACCGCAAGUCAUGGUACCAGUCGAGGCUUCGGUUUAGGAACUACACAUCGCAGACGCUCUCGUUUUCAGUCGACCCUGUGGCCUCUCAUUACAACCAGCAAGAAAACCAAGAACCCCACGCCGCGGAGGGCGCGGCGCCUGCUCCAAGCGAAGAAGCCACCCUUACACUGACCAACACAAGCGAGGGCUUUACACCGGAGGAAGGGCCCGCGGAGAGCACACAGGAGGAUGCCGAGGAGCCACCGGGGGAGCUUCGUACUCUCACUCAUCCGACGGAGGAGACGGAAGAGAUCGAGUCGCUGUCCGAGUAUGAGCCAUCGACUGAAGCUGAUUCCGAUGCAACACCACGCCCAAUGACGGAAAGAGGCUCAAGACGGAGAGAUGACAAUGGAAAUGCCUCCUCGUCGUUUGUGACCGCCAGGGAAGAUCUUGCAAGCACCGUGGACACAGACCGGACGUCUACCAUAUCUACCAUAAAGCCCAAUGGAUUGACACCUACUCAACGGCCUACUUCGCAGGAAUUGCAGCAGCUGAGCAUAGCCAGGGAUGAUGCUGCAAGCCCUCUCACCUCAAGUGCUUCUGCAGACCUAAGUGAGGCUGACUCCUCCACGCAUUUGCUACGACCCAGCCUGAAAGAUCAGAAGAAGCCCAAGAGCAAAGCCUCUAGCAUAUCGCGGCCUACGCUUGACCAGCAGGAACCUCAGAAUGAAGAUUUUACUGAGCAAGAAGGUCCCAGACGCAAUGGACAAAUACACCGACGGAUCAAUCGAAAGAUGGCAAAAUACAACCUGGAUGACAAUGUCAUGCACAAGCAACAGAAACUGCGCUCUCGCAUUGCCAAGACCCAGGGUGCAAUCUCUGCGAACCGCCCACGCGGGCGCAAGAUGCAGGACGGUGAAAUUGUCAAAGCAGAAAAGAUGCUGGUUUCUGUCGAAGAGACCGUACAAGACAAAUUGCCUGCCGAUUAUACGGAAAAUGACAGUUUGCGGACAGAAACUCGAACUGUAGACAAGUGGAGAGAGUUUCUGGUCGUAUGUCGAAAAGGUUCUGCUGAUCACGCACCUUUUGCCUUGCAAAUGUACCGAACUCGAGUGAUCCCCGAUGCGCAGAGCCCGAAUAACAAAAACAAAACGGCUCCCUACUAUGAAGUGAUGCUGAACCCCAAAAACACCCAGGUCAAUCUCUAUUCGGCUCUCGACAAGACUAUUGUGAUCUGGCAUCCUUGCAGACGCGGCACCAAAAUAUACAUUAUCCGCCCCAAGUCGACAGCUCAUGCCACCGAGUGGUACACAUUUAUUCGGCAGGUGCUUGGCUGGCGCCGUCCCAGCCAGCUACCCAUCAAUGUUCCGGAUCUAGGAGUCUCGUUAAUUUUCAAACACCCGUUUGAUCAAUCAGAGGCACAGCUUGGGGUGAAGAAUGAUGAUGAGAGGCACACUACGAUAUUUAGCAGGGCUGCAGCUAAUGAGAAAUCUGCAGCAGCGACUAUUAUCAAGGGCUGUAUGGAGAUGCUUGAGGGCCGUCCCGAGUGGUCCGAAGUUUUAAGAGCUUGGUCAAAAACAGAAAAAAUGGGCCUUGCCUGGAAACGAUACGAUCGUCUUGAAUGGCUAUUCGGUGCCAACGAGGAGAACAUGUACGGAACUAUUGCGAUGCAGUCAUCACAUGAGCUUGAGCUUCGACCGCGAUAUCAUUACCCUACGGCAAUCAAGAAUGCAGACGUCAAGGAAAUGGAACCUCCACCCGUCGAGGGGUUCCUGAUUCGACUCACAUCACAAAAGGGUUUGCACCAACGGAUGAACAAGAUGUUCUUCAAACAUCUGUACUUCUACACGCAGGAUCAUUUCUUAUUGUUCUGUCGACCGGCCAAGGCCUAUCCCCCGACACCGCCGAAAUUAGCUCCAAUGGAAGGGUCGAGUAUACCGACUUCCCGCCAGAUCAUGGAAGAGAUGCCAUUGUCUUGGGAUAUCGACCCAUACCCCGUUGAAGAGGGCGAGAUUGCGUGGCUGAAGAGCGGGAAUGCCAACUUCGUUCAACGGCACGACGAGGAGGCUUAUGCUCAGCUACAGAGAAAUGUGCACAACAUGAGCCAGGCCGAGGGGUACAUCGACCUUUGCAUGGUACGGGAAGUGCGGAACAUCCAGCGUGGGAGCAGCCCUGCGGACCAAAACAUCCAAGAAGGCCCAGCUGUGGAUUUCCAGCCCGAGCCCGCGGACACUCGACAGGAUGAUGGUACCACUAAGCAGUUCGAGGGCGACCGGACAUUCGAGAUGACACUCGAGAAUGGCCUGGUGAUUCGCCUACAGGCAUACGAUGCUGGCACGCGAGCUGAAUGGGUGAAGCGGUUAGGUGCCCUGGUGAAGUACUGGAGGGCACGCAGCUUAGAUGAUGCUGCCGAACUUCAGGCGAUGCGGCAGCAGAAUUUGAAGCUUCUAGAAAUCGACGAAGAAAUGGAAUCGAUUGUGGGCCAGUUUGCAAAGAAGUGGGAGGUAAAAAAGGCCGAGACAUCUCCACAUUUGCACAAUAUGUGCGCGCUGGCUGGCUGUCGGCCGAUCAAGAUGUCUGGGCAACUUUAUCGCAAACCCCGUCGCCAUUCCACCUUCGCUCGAUGCCACGUAAUUCUCACUGCAGGCAAACUGCUCAUCUUCCGGAGCACGCUACGCCAGCGCAAUGGCGCCGAGAUCCCCCACAUCCAUCAAGACCACGAUACAACAAUUGACCUAAGCGACUGCUACAUCUACUCCGGACUUGCCACCGAGGCCGAUCUGCUCUAUGCCAAUCAGACAUUUGACAGCAACAACCCAGGUCUCCACGCCCUCCCGCGAAUCUAUCUUGCGUCUAAUACAUUUACCAGCCGUGACCAGGAUACAGCUAUCACGUUUGUGAUUUGGCAACCUCUGAAGAAGAGUUACUUCCGUGCCGAGGAAAGAGCCGCAACGGGUCAAAUCAAAAGAAGCUUGCGACAUGUGUCAACACUUGGAAAACACGGUCGAACGAUCGUUUUCAAAGCUCGUAGCCGUGUCGAGAAAGACCGCUGGGUUCUAAGCAUUUCUUCGGAGAUCGACCGUCUGCAAGAAGAGAGGCAGGAAGAUAUUCGGAUUGUCUCUUUAUAA